Molecule: messenger RNA, 1281 nt
Organism: Hansenula anomala
Lineage: Eukaryota; Fungi; Ascomycota; Saccharomycetes; Phaffomycetales; Wickerhamomycetaceae
Exons: 1
Coding region: 1-1281 (426 amino acids)
Biological process (GO): cardiolipin acyl-chain remodeling
Cellular component (GO): mitochondrial inner membrane
Molecular function (GO): A2-type glycerophospholipase activity
Source: RefSeq, a predicted model, not a curated record
AUGUCAGCCAGUACUGCUCAACCACAAGUGGAGCCACCAUAUUCUCCAACUGAGAAAGCGUAUACUUAUAAAGAUUCAUUUCGUCAUUGGUGGAAUAAAUCAAAUCUAACCAAAUCGGAAGAAGAUGUGUUAUCAUUAUUACCAUUUUAUCCAGAUACUGACGGUAAAAGGGUUGCAAUAGUGGAAAAUGUUCCUAUAGAUUCUAAGAAUCAUAUUCAUGAAUUUAAUAUUAGAAAUGUUGAACUGGAAAAAGAUGGUUCAGUUAAUGAAGAUGAUCAUGUUGUGUUGAUUCACGGUUAUGGAGCCGCUUUAGGAUUUUUCUAUAAAAAUUUUGAUUCGAUAACUGAAAAGAAAGGUAUUAAUUUACAUGCUUUGGAUUUAUUAGGUUAUGGAUUAUCAUCACGUCCAAAAUUACCAAAAUUUAAAGAAGUUUCAUUAGAUGAUGUUACUAGAGUUGAAGAAUUUUUCAUUGAUUCAAUAGAAAAAUGGAGGGCAAAGAAGCAAAUCGAUAAAUUCAAACUGAUAGGACAUUCAUUUGGUGGUUAUUUAUCAAGUCUAUAUACAUUAAAAUACCCAGAACAUGUUUCAAAACUAAUUCUUAUAAGUCCAGUUGGUGUGGAGAGAAGUGCAUUUGAUUUAUCAGAAAACCCAACAAAUAAACCACAAUCAUCACCAUCAGUUGCAGUUGAAGGUCCAGAUAUUGAACAAGAAGUUGGUAUACAUCGUCAAAAGACAGAUGAACCAAUAAAUGAUAUGCCUACAUCCUCUAUACAUAAGAUUGAUGAGAAUGGUUAUGUACAAAGAUUACCAAAUUUACCAAAAUUUUUAUCAUUUUUAUGGGAACAUCAUAUUUCUCCAUUUACUGCUCUUAGAGUACUGGGGCCAUUAGGACCUCAUAUGAGUGCUAAUUGGUCAUUUAGAAGAUUUGGUAGCACCAUUGAUGAUCCUUCUGAAGUUAUGAAAUUACAUAUUUAUAGUUAUAACACAUUUGUUGCUAAAGGAAGUGGGGAACAUGCUUUAACAAGAGUUUUAGCUCCAGGAGCAUUAGCAAGACAUCCAUUAUUGAAUAGAUUACCAAAGAAUUUGAAAGUUGAUAGUUUGUUCUUGUAUGGUGAUAAAGAUUGGAUGAGUAAAGAAGCUGGACAUACAUUAGUUAAUGAGAUUAACAAAGAAGGUUUGGCCAAAUCUGACUAUGGAGUUAUUAGCAAUGCUGGACAUCAUGUUUACUUGGAUAAUCCUCAAGAUUUUAAAGACUCAGUAUAUAAAUUCUUUGGAUGGUGA